Molecule: messenger RNA, 4262 nt
Organism: Homo sapiens (human)
Lineage: Eukaryota; Metazoa; Chordata; Mammalia; Primates; Hominidae
Gene: CYB5B
Product: cytochrome b5 type B
Exons: 5
Coding region: 66-518 (150 amino acids)
Cellular component (GO): mitochondrial outer membrane
Molecular function (GO): heme binding
Source: RefSeq, marked validated
GAAGGCUGAGCGCGGGCUCUCAAGGAAAGUAGUCGCGGAAUCUCAGUUAGCGGUGGAGAGGCAGUAUGUCCGGUUCAAUGGCGACUGCGGAAGCUAGCGGCAGCGAUGGGAAAGGGCAGGAAGUCGAGACCUCAGUCACCUAUUACCGGUUGGAGGAGGUGGCAAAGCGCAACUCCUUGAAGGAACUGUGGCUUGUGAUCCAUGGGCGAGUCUACGAUGUCACCCGCUUCCUCAACGAGCACCCUGGAGGAGAAGAGGUUCUGCUGGAACAAGCUGGUGUAGAUGCAAGUGAAAGCUUUGAAGAUGUAGGACACUCUUCUGAUGCCAGAGAAAUGCUAAAGCAGUACUACAUUGGUGAUAUCCAUCCGAGUGACCUUAAACCUGAAAGUGGUAGCAAGGACCCUUCAAAAAAUGAUACAUGCAAAAGUUGCUGGGCAUAUUGGAUUUUACCCAUCAUAGGCGCUGUUCUCUUAGGUUUCCUGUACCGCUACUACACAUCGGAAAGCAAAUCCUCCUGAGGAGGCCUUGCUGAAGUUAGAAAGUGCAUCCACUUUGGGGCGAAAACUAGAGACUUGCUUGGGGGCUGCAGAAGUGCCCUCUCCUCGAAUCCUGCCAGUUGCAUUCUUCCCCCUUGGAGCCAAGACGAUUGGCCAGACAUCACCUCAGAUCUGAGACCAGCGUCUUCCAUCUCUCAGAGCCUUACUCCCAAAGUACCUGCUCACUGUUCCGUGUUGAACAAUUGCCGGUGUUUCCUCUCUUCACUGGUUUCCAUGAGUACCCUUAUAUUUCACAACUUUCUGUUCAUAAGUUAUAGUGACAUUGCUCUUUGGUAAAAAUGCCUGCUUUCCAAUACUUUGAUUGCAUAUUAGACAUUCUUAACAGGGCGGCAGUCUAGUGUUGAAAGUUUUAUUUUUCCAUUUUUCUUUUAAGUAAAUUUUUUUUAAAAAAUUCUGAUUUAGGGCUAGGUGUGGUGGCUCAGGCCUGUAAUCCUGGCACUUUGGGAGGCCAAGGUGGGAAGAUCGCUUGAGGCCAAGAGUUCAAGACCAGCCUGGGCAACAUAGCGAGACCCCUAUCUGUAUUAAAAAAAAAUCUGAUUUAAUUCUUUUAUUUAUCAUAAGGGGUUUAAUUCCUGAAGUAAAGGUUUGCACCUAUUAAACUUAAAACUGCCAAAUGAUUUUUGUUCUUUUAUGUGCGUGAUAAAAAUACAAAGAAUGGUGUGGCCACCUCCUCCCUUUCAAGCUAGGGCAGCAGGUAGCUCUUCCCAGCCCCUGAGCCCAGCCCCUUCCCAAGUGGUGCCGGACAAAAAACUACAUGGCCCUUUCGUGUCUUGGGGGUGGAAAGGUAGGGAUGAAUUGGGGUGAUAGAACCCUGGUGAAUUCAGAGUAAUCUUUCUUUAGAAAACUGGUGUUUUCUAAAGAAACAGGAUAGGAGUUUAGAGAAGGCACCAAAGCUUUCACUUUGGUUUGGCACCAGUUUCUAACCAUCUGUUUUUUCUACCCUAGCUAUCUUUUAUUGGUAAAAUAUAAAUGUAUAAUUAUGUUUGUAGAGCUUUACCAAGGAGUUUCCCUCCUUUUUUGUUUGUUGAUUAGCAAAUUUUUGAUUCUCCAUUUUCCAAAAGUAAGAGACUCCAGCAUGGCCUUCUGUUUGCCCCGCAGUAAAGUAACUUCCAUAUAAAAUGGUAUUUGAAAGUGAGAGUUCAUGACAACAGACCGUUUUCCAUUUCAUCUGUAUUUUAUCUCCGUGACUCCAACUUGUGGGUUUGUUCUGUUUUUCCAUGAGAAUAAAAUACUGGCGGUUUUUUUCUCAGAUGUGUGUUCAUUGAGAAGUAGGUUACUAGAAUUAUGUUACUGUGUCUUAUUGGUUCAAUGAUGAUUUCUCUGGCAUAUUAGACUUUUAUUUUUUCCCCCAUGGAAGCACUUGAGGAAAUAAAUAGUACACUGGCUGUUUUCUGCCAGCAACUGUGGUGAUUUUUCUCCCUGUCCUUUGAGAAUUGCUAGUCUGCUUCUGAGCCAUUGUCAUAUCCAGCAGGGAGCAGCUUGGUUCAAGAAGGACCAUAGAGGCUGCUCAGCAUCUCCUCCCUCCCUCCCAGCUUGCCAGGGAUUUGAUGAGACAGGAAACUGCCCAGCAAACCAGGGACUGCCCAUGUAAACUAUUUAAGAAAAAGUUCAACCCAGGUCUUGUAUCCUGUGAUUUAGCAGUUGAAUGAAUACAGAAUUCAUCAAAAUAAUAUUAACCUUGUACUUGCACACUUGGAUAUAUUUGGGAGUAAUUUUAGGAGAUUUCUGGCUGACUUUUAUUAUCAGGGAUAUGGGUUUAGUAAAGCUUUUAUCUUUAGAAAAAUGUUUGUAUGCAUUAUAAGAUGCUACUUUUAAGACAAUAUUGAAAAAAACUUUGGUUAUUAUUUAACAAAAGUGGUAUGACUUGAUGCUUCUCUAUUUAAAGGCAAGGAAGGAUUGGUAUAUGAUUGCCUGUAAUAAAUAAAUUGCGUGAUUAUUGGAGUACAUUGGGGUAAAAGUAAAGAACAGAGGAGUAUUGAGGAGCUUGAAAGGGAACAUUCAAACUAAAGCCAAGCCUGAAGAUAACUUGAAUCAGUUGUAAAAGUGUGUUGGCAAUGUCCGAAAUUGAAUGAAAAACAUCUGGCUUAUAAGAAAUGUUAAAGAACUACCAUCUUAAGUAAAAUUGGUGUUUUUGUUAUUUUUAAGGUAAAUGCCAAUGCAAAAGGUAUGUUUUUCUACUUCACAUUGGUUUUCUUUUCCUGUUUACAUCUGCACUUGUUUUUUGCUGAGAGCCAGAGGAAAAGAUAAUUAGACUUUGUCUCUUCCACCCAUGAAAUCCCCCAGUACCCAGGGCUUCUUCUGAACUACUGCCGAUGUGAUGUCACUUUGUAUCUGGAAAAUCACUUUGGGGUCCAUUUACUGUUAUUUUGUUGCCUACAAAAACAGCCAGGUGAAAGCUAAAUCUUGUGUGAGAGUUUGCAGAGGUUUUUCUAUACAAUAAAGUAGUAUAGCACACUAGCCAAAUCCAUCCAAAAGGACCUUUUUUUUAGGAAGUAGACUUGAAUUCACAAAACAGUCUUGACAUGGGUAGCUGGUGAAAAACCCUCUGGAGAGCAAGUGGAGCCAGUCCCCAUUGGCUGACAGUGCCACCUGGAGCUGGUCUCUGGGGUGUUCGGUUGUUUAUUCCUGAGGAAGACUAGCUGCUGCUGCUGCUGCUGCUGCAAACUGUACUGUACACAUCAUGGCUGCUGGACACGAAGGAGGAGGUGAGAGAAGUUUCAUGCUACCGAAAUAGAGGGUGUUGGUACCACUGCCCCUGGCCUGAGAGCCAGGGUUUAAACCUGCCUCAGUAGAGUCUAGUUUGAAAUGACACCAAAAUUCCUCAGCCCCUACUCAGCAAUUGGUUUUGGUUUCCAAAUGACUUCUGCAUUUGUAAAGAUAACAGAGUGGUGGGGUCAAAGUUUAUCUUGUGUUUAGAUCUCUUCAAGACUGCUUAAGCAAAAACAAAAAUCCCUUGGAACCUAUCGUUUGAGCCUGUAAAGUUGUUUUAGCAGUUGUCAUAAAUGCAUAUGUUGUGAAAUCAGAACACUGUCGAGUUUAUACUCAUUUAGCUGCAAUGUGGGACAAUGAAAAAUGCUUUACAGGCCUGGAGUAUCAUUACUUAUGGUAUCUCCUGCUUUAAAAUCUCAAGCGAUAUCUAUCUGGUUAAAUUCCAUUUUAGGAGAUUGAGAUGCAGAACGUUAAUGUUCAUUACCUCCUCCUACCCCAAGAGAAAUGGAUUCAGACAUGUCUUGUCUCAACAAGAAAUUGAUUUUUUUUUAAACUAUCUUAUUCUGUUGCCAAAUAUCACAGAAGUAAUGAGGAGUUUAGUUACAUUUGGCUGUUGUGCUCUGAAAGAGCCAGGUUUGGAAUUUGUGGGGGUGAUCUAGGAAGAAGGUUCCAAAGAAGCAGAGGCAUUUGUCAAGUUACCUACCCUAUAUCCAGCAUCCUCCUCAUGAGCUUCAGUAGCUGCUCUUUGCCCACGCUUGUAUCCUACGUUUGCUAUUUGGGCAAACCAUUACUUCAGUUAUUUAACUUCCCUUUUUUUUUAACUUCACCUUUGACUAUGAACAAGUAACGGUAACAUUCCUUUUGUGUAUUCAAUAAUGCAGUUAGUUUACCUUUUUCAGAAUAUUUUGAACAAAGAUCUUUGUCUCUUUCUGCUGGAAUGCGCACACAGUGAACGUUUGUUAGAACUACACACAAUAAAGACACUGUUUUCCUUUU